AUGGCGAGCCAGCAGGCGACUGCCUCGCCACAACCAGCGAUCCAGCCUUGCCGCUACAAGGUCGGAAAGACGCUCGGGGCAGGCUCGUACUCAACGGUAAAGGAAUGCGUGCACAUCGACACAGGCCGGUACUAUGCCGCAAAAGUCAUCAAUAAGCGUCUCAUGGCAGGGCGAGAGCACAUGGUGCGAAACGAGAUUGCGGUGCUGAAAAAGGUGUCGAUGGGCCACCAGAACAUCCUGACGCUGGUCGACUACUUUGAGACGAUGAACAACCUUUACCUGGUGACGGACUUGGCGCUCGGAGGCGAGUUAUUUGACCGAAUCUGCCGCAAGGGGUCGUAUUUCGAGUCGGACGCCGCCGACCUGAUCCGGGCGACGUUGUCGGCGGUGGCGUACCUGCACGACCACGGCAUCGUUCACCGCGAUCUCAAGCCGGAGAACCUGCUGUUCCGGACGCCCGAGGACAAUGCGGACCUGCUGAUUGCCGACUUUGGACUGUCGCGCAUCAUGGACGAGAGCCAGUUUCACGUGCUGACGACGACGUGCGGAACGCCCGGCUACAUGGCGCCCGAGAUCUUCAAGAAGACGGGCCACGGCAAGCCCGUCGACCUGUGGGCGCUCGGCGUCAUUACGUACUUUUUGCUCUGCGGCUACACGCCCUUUGACCGCGACACCGACUUUGAGGAGAUGCAGGCCAUUCUCAAGGCCGACUACGCCUUUGCGCCCGUCGAGUACUGGCGCGGCGUGUCGUCGCACGCAAAGGACUUUGUCCGCCGCUGCCUGACCAUUGACCCCGCGCGCCGCAUCACCGCUCACGAGGCCCUGCAGCACCCGUUUGUCACCAGCGACGCGCCCUCGGACGGCGCCGGCGAGAACCUCCUCCCCACCAUCAAGAAGAACUUCAACGCCCGACGCACCCUUCACGCCGCCAUUGACACCGUCCGCGCCAUCAACAAGCUGCGCGAGGCUCAGCACCUCAUGAUGGACGGCGCCCACUCCAAGGAGCCCUCCCGCGGCGGUGGCGACGCCUACGCGCCCCCGGCGUCGCCCGCCGCCAUUCGGAAAGACGACAGUGGCAUCGUCAUGGACUCGUCGUCGGCGUCGUCGUCCCCGGUGGCCGCUGCUGCUGUGCCACCCCCUCCGCGCGAGACAAAAGAUAGCGGGUAUUCGACGCAGCCCGAGGGAGGCGUCGCGACGCCGCCAACGACAGCGGCCGCGGCCAAGGUAGAUGCUCGCAGCGACGGCAGAAUCUCCAAGGGCAGCAGCAUCCCGGCGGCGCUGCAACCGGGGCAUAUUGCCAACAAGGUGAUUCAGACGAGCAAGGGCCUCUGGGGCGGGUCACCAGUGCGAGACUGA
Molecule: messenger RNA, 1356 nt
Organism: Beauveria bassiana ARSEF 2860
Lineage: Eukaryota; Fungi; Ascomycota; Sordariomycetes; Hypocreales; Cordycipitaceae
Product: putative calcium/calmodulin-dependent protein kinase type I
Exons: 2
Coding region: 1-1356 (451 amino acids)
Biological process (GO): cellular response to oxidative stress; protein phosphorylation
Molecular function (GO): calcium/calmodulin-dependent protein kinase activity; ATP binding; calmodulin binding
Source: RefSeq, a predicted model, not a curated record